This is a messenger RNA of Myxocyprinus asiaticus (Chinese sucker), 12361 nucleotides long. It is a transcript of the gene jmjd1ca, whose product is annotated as jumonji domain containing 1Ca. NCBI's taxonomy places the organism in Eukaryota, Metazoa, Chordata, Actinopteri, Cypriniformes, Catostomidae. Gene Ontology annotation, biological process: regulation of transcription by RNA polymerase II. Gene Ontology annotation, molecular function: chromatin DNA binding; transcription coregulator activity; histone H3K9 demethylase activity. The record is from RefSeq and is a predicted model, not a curated record. Gene Ontology annotation, cellular component: chromatin; histone deacetylase complex. Bases 176 to 8110 code for a protein of 2644 amino acids. The transcript has 27 exons.
AGAGAGUGAGCAACGCACUUCAGAGGACAACACAGCGAAUUUAAAGCCCCUGUACUCCAGUACACAAGAAUCUUGAUUUAAUCACCAUAUUUUAAUUAUGUGUCAGCACCAUAGCCCGCAGUAGGAGGACGUUUGUUUGCUGUCCGUGCACAUUUCUCGCACUUUUUGCGGGACUAUGGCGGUGGAGCUGGUGGGGAAGCGCUGCCUCUGCGUGAGCGGCGGAGAGUCGCUGGAGCUCGCGGGAAUCUCGCGCUGGAGCUGGAGAGCCGGAGUCAUCCGUGCGACCACCGACCCGCCUGCGCUAACGGUGUGUGUGCACUGGGACGGAGAGCAGUGUGCGGAGGGGAAGUGGAGGAGACUCAGAGAGGAAUGUGAGGUGGUUUUGUUGGAGCAGGAACUUGUCUGGGCUGCCAGAAGAACCAGCACCAACAACAGCAGCGCACAUGAGAAGAAAAGCUUGCAACCUGCCCUGAGAUUCCAGCCUCUUAUUGGUCAGUCAUGUGUGGGAGGCGUUUCAGUGGUGGAGUUCAUUUCUGACAGACAGCUGGAGUUUUACAUGGAAAAGGAGGACCUUCAGCCAUUCAAGGAGGAGGCGGACAGUGGAAAUCCAGCUGUGCGAGAUGAUCCGUCUCUGCAGAAACAGGUCCAGGCCUGGCUCAAGCAGAACCACUUCCAGAACAUUCUUCAGCAAGGUGCUUUACCUCUGAGGGGUCUGAAAGUGAAAGUGUUCAGGCAGGACUCCAAAACCCAGUGGUUGUCUGGAGUCAUCACACACCACGACCAGAACAAGAGAACCAUGGCUGUCAUGACUGACCAGGUCCGAGAGAUUGUCAGUGUCGAUCCAUUGCUGGUUCAGAUGACGUUACUAGAUGAUAUCUCACACUCUGCACUGAAGGGAGAAAACUCAAAACGCAAAUCUCAUAUCACCAAGAUCAAAAGGAUUGUGCUUGGCACAGGAAACAGAUCAAGCAACACUACAGCAAAUGACCAGGUGUGCAGUUCCAGGCCAGUGCAGCAACAGUUAGAACUGUGCAAACAGAACUGCAGCAUUGAAGAGGAUGAAAAAGAUGAGAUGAAGGAGAAAAAGAGAACUGAUGAAGGGAGAGGAGAUUCCUCCAAAUCUAAAAACAGCCACAGUGAGCGAAAAAGGAGGAAAGAAGAGGAGGAAAAAGAUGAAAAGGAGAGGAGUAGAUGUGGAUUGAAAAGGUUGAAAGCAGGCAGCAUGUCCGAACUGUCUGAAAACAGCGAUUCUGAAAAUUCCAGCUGCAGAGUGCAAGAUUCAUCCUCGGAUUCAGGAUCAAAGAGACAGCUGAAACAGCGUUACAUUUCAAAGAGGCAAUUGGACUGUGAGACUCAACCCUCCCACAAAUGCGGUGAACCUUCACCCAACCAAUUGAGAGAUAGUGAGGGUCAGAAAUCUGGCAAAACUACUCAGUCCCAUUCCCCUAGUGCAUCUUGCAACAGUGCUUUCAAAAACACUGAGGCAGCAGAGUGUGCUGCCAGAUUUAGUGGCAAAGCAGAGGAGAGAAGUGAUGUAGGGAUAUCAGAAAUAGAGGACAGGAGUGAGGGGGCGUCUCGGGAGGACUCUGAGGCCGUGUCGGCGCUGCUGGCAUCCCAAGCGAGCGAGCAGCUGGUCUCCAUGGAGACCACAUGUGUGCUAUUACACACAUCACCUGUGGAGUGUGAAGGUGCAGAGGUUCAGCAGGAAAUGUCGAUGUGUGAUCCGGAGGUCAGAGGGUCAGAGUUCACUCAUGCAGAGGCUAGGGGGUCGGAGUUUAGCCAAUCAGAGGUCAGGAGGUCAGAAUUGGCCCAUUCAGAGGCAAUUACACCCAGCAGUGACUCCACAGUCUCUGUAGAAGAGGAGCCUAGAGGAGUGCCGCCUCGCUCGCCCAUCAUAACUUACAACAAAAAGGAGGUGGAUAUGGAUUCUAAACCGAAUUGUUCUCCAGGAACGAUGAACACAGAAUAUGGACCUGUAAUUUCCUUGGAAACUAACCACAAGCCCAGUGUGCACCCCAGUCCUUGCCCCUCUCCGGAGUGCAUAUCAAAACCUCAGACUGUAUGUGAGUCAUCUAGACAGAAACAGAGUACAUCCCUAGAAAUGGGCAUAUUGAAGGGGGGAUCUCCUGUGGCUGAAUCUGCCAUGGAUAGAACUCCUACCAGCUUAAAAACAGCUCCCAAUCAUAAAUUGACCUGCUCCACAGCUCCAGUCCUGACCCAGUCCCCUUCUCCAACCCCAACUCGAUCCAGAACACCAACACAUUCUCCCCAUACACCUAAUUGCACUCCCACCCCAGACAAGUCCACCAAAAGCCCCCUCAUUGUGGACAGAAAGGAGCCCUUCACCGUCUAUAGAGACCCUGCACUAGUGAGGGUGGAGCUGGAGACCCACCCCACCUACAGCCAGCCUCCUCACACUCCCCCAAACCCCAAACACCACCUGAAGACCCCAUCUCCUUCCUCCAGCUCUCCAAGUCUGACCCCUUCCUCCUCCCAUAGCAGGCUACUAAGUUCCUCCCCUCACCCUGCACACAUUUCUCCAAUUCCUCUCCAUUCCCAGCCUCCACUCUGCUCCCUCAGCAUGCCUCAUUCAACCAUCCCUCACCCACACCUCCUCCCAUCCCUCCUGUCUUCACUCUCCCCAUCUGCCACACUCCUGGCCGGCCACCCUCAUAUCAGAGCUCUGGGGCUUCCCCACCAUCCUCUGACCCUUCCGGGCAACCCAUCUCUUCUGGGCCAGACUUCCAGCUCAGCUUCUCUGGCACCCCUUGGCCUUUAUCCCCUCCUCUGGCCCUCUUUCCCCAAUGGAACCCACAGCUAUGCUGGACUAGGCCUGCCAGCAUCCAAAUGGACACACCCAGAUGCAGCUGGUAUCUCUGACAGCAGCGUGAGGAGGGACACCCCAUGCCCUUGGCUUCCUCAGCCCACCCCUGUGACGAGUGCAGACAGUCAAGGGUUGCAACAUGCGCUGCCUGUGCGACCCUCCAGUGCUGACCCUCAGAGAAUGUCCAGGACCUCUCAACCUUGCACACCCUCCUCCAAAACCACAGAAGAGUUUGACAGAAGAAGAGUCACAGCGAGUCCAAGCUCCAUCCACACUCACUUCAAGUCCGAGCAGGAGCAUGUCCGGGCAGCAGCGGGGAAAACCGGACAGACUUACUGCCCAGUUGCCCUUGAGUCGCCCUCGAGUCGAACCAAGCAGCCAAUUGUUGUUUAUGAUCUCACAGGUGAGAAGCCAAACCGCUACCAGGAAGAAAACCGACGCAUUCUUCAGGAGAGCAUUGAGGUGGCACCGUACACUGCUAAACUGGGCUCUAAUAGGGAGUCACGAUAUUCUAGAAGCCCCACAUCCACCCUUCCUUCCAAGGAGCGGGAGAGAGAGAUGGAGAGGGAGAGAGAAACAGAGCAAGACAGAGAGCUAGAAGUGCCUGCAUUCAGACACACUCUUCCUCCCCGACCGCAGUCAGCCCACCCAACUCCCACCCUUACACAGAGCAGCUACUACACCUCUCUUUCCAACACUGUGGAGAACAAACCUCCACAGCGCAGAGCACCAGCCAGUAAAGAACUCUACGAGACACUUAGUGCCAGCAACACCGUUGCGUCUGCCAUGACUUCAUCCAGCUUACAGAGCUCCAUCAGGGCCAGACCUCCGCCUCUUGUUAUACAGCACCACAAGAAAGAGGAGGGUCUCCUGGGUAAGAUCACAGAGCAACUGGCUCAUAAAGCUUCCACAAUGGAACAACUGGAGGUAGCAGCUUUGGAGAGAACGGGGUCAGGCUCUUCUCUCAUUUCAGUCUCCUCUUCCUCCCGCAAUGUGCCUUUACUCCACCGAGCCCCGAUUUUUCACCCUCCAGCACCUCCUAUCGUGGUUUCUAAAGACUCUGAACAUGGUAGAUUGUCCCCGCCCACCCUCACACCCAUUCAGCCAAUGAGCUUGUCUGAUAAAAGUCAGAAGCAGCAGAGACCGCCCACCCUGUUGCCUGAACUCAGACAUACUGCUGUAGAUGGGAAAAGGCCUGUUCCAGAUAAAGUAACAGUGGCAUCACAUGCUUAUGAUACUCAGCGGGGUGGAGUUUUGCACAGUCGUGAGAGAGGGGCUGUUGGGCACACAACAAAUGGUGGUGUUGUCAGACCACAAACAGCCACUGCAUCAGUUAUUGUUCGACCAACAAGCCACACGCACACAACAAUCAAUUACACAGUCUCCAACAGUUCAGUUUCACAGAUGCAUUGUGGUCACAUGAGACCUUUGGAAAGUUUGUCCAACCCACACUCUAAGAAUGGUAGUGUUCAGCAUAAAAGAGGAGUCCUCUGGACCCCUCUGGAUACUGUUCACCCCAUCAACAUGGCGGCCCCAAAAGCGGAUCUCAAUACUCCCAUAAACAUGAAAACUACUCCUAUUAAUACAGCUCAACCAAGUCACAGAGUGACGCACCUAUUAACAAAUAUGGACACCACACACUCUAGAGUAGAUCUAAUCACCAACAACUGCAAGAGAAGAGACGGUGGGGCUGUUCAGCCAAAGACAGAGCCUUCUCCCACUUCCUUUUGCUCUUCUAGGGACUUUCCUCAUCUAAAGAAACACAGAGCUGGACUGGCUGCUGUCGAAUCCAGACAUAACACACAUACAAUUCAGCCUCAACACACUAUGAAUUCUUCAAACGCUACGAAUCAUAUCUCACACCCCUCUAACAGUAGGUAUGGCACUUACAUUUCACUCAGUACACACACAGUGUGUUCUGCCCAUGCUCUGGAAUCUGAGAAAGUGUCUGUAUUCAACCCCAGUCCUUCUAAAUGUCCCAGUGUAGCAUCAGGGAUGGCCAACCCUGAACCCCUAACCAAACAAAGCUUGCUCACCAAGGAGCAGCCAUCUGCCUCGGCCCUCAGCAACCAAUCAGCUCAAUCAAGUCAGAACAACUAUCAUAAACUGAAAAAAGCCUGGUUGACACGCCAUUCUGAGCAAGACAGAGACAGUACAACCUCCCAAAUAGCAGACGGCACUAAGACAUCUGUAACUCAGACCAACAUAACAAGCACCUCUGAGCCAAUCAAACAGGAAGUAAAUGGACUGCUGGAUAGUUUGUCCGGUCAGGAGGACAAAGAUUCUGCACUAGACAGCAGAAAGUCCAAAAUACUGGACAGGAAGUGUGGUUCAGAGGAGAAGAAGCCUACUCAAGUAAACAGGAAAUCAGAGGACCGAAAAUCUAAUGGUAAUGCUACAAGUACCAGUACAGAAGACAAAAAAUCAGUCAUAGCAUAUGAGAAACCAGUGAUGGCAGGCAAGAAGUCUUCCUUGGAGGAUGUCAAACCUGUCUUGGACAGAAAUGGCAAGGUGGAGGGCAAGGAGUCCUCCCUUGUGGACAAAAAGUCUAAUGGAAAAAGAUCAACCUUGGUGCAUAUAAAGGCUGAGGAGAAACGGGGGGAGAAACGGCCAUUAGAGUCCAGCGGUGAAAACGAGGGUGGAGGAGACUCAGGCAAUGAAAGCGAGAGCGGUGGAUCAGGACAGAAGUUAAAAUGGCAGUCCAAGCUCUCUUUUAAAAUAAAGCAGAAUGACCAAGAGAAGAAGAAUGUGGAGAAUAAAGGAGAGGAGGAGGAAGAAGAGGAGGAAAGCAAACCGAACGGAACAUUGCAAAGUCCAAAAGACAAGACUCAACAGAGAGUGUCGAACAGUAAUGGCAUCCCUCGUUCUGUGCUGAAAGACUGGCGGAAAGUGAGGAAGCUCAAGCAAACUGGAGAAGCUUUCUUACAGGACGACUCAUGUGCUGAGAUCGGCUCCAACGUGCAGAAGUGCCGAGAGUGUCGCUUGGAUCGCAAGCGUAAAGCUGAGGAGCCUGCCAUCUCACCCGUAUUUUGCCGAUUUUACUACUUCCGUCGUUUGUCGUACAGUAAGAACGGCGUCGUCCGUGUGGAUGGGUUUUCGGUGUCCGAGCAGACAGAUGAGGAGGCGGUUACAGUAUGGACGGGCAGCUCAGAGGACGAGAAGGACAAGAAGAGGAAACAGAUGAACCUUGAGAUGUCCAAAUAUGUCCUCUCACUCAUUGGAGACAAGUUCUGCCAGCUCGUAAAGACUGAGAACACUGCUGUCACCUGGGUCAAAAAAGACACUCAAGUCAUGUGGAAACGAGCUGUGAGGGGUGUGAGGGAGAUGUGUGAUUCGUGUGAGGCCACUCUUUUCAACAUGCACUGGGCAUGUCAUAAAUGUGGCUUUGUGGUGUGCAUGGACUGCUACAAAGCCCGUGAGAAGAAAAAAGCCAAAGAUAAGGAGCUGUACGCUUGGGUCCGGUGUGUGAAAAAUCAGCCCCAUGACAUAAAGAACCUAAUGCCGACUCAGAUUGUCCCAGAAACAGUGUUGGCGGACAUGCAGAGCUCUGUGCACUCGAUGAGAGAAACAUUUGGAAUCUCUUUCCACUGUCCCUGCACUGACAACAAAACCCUGAAUCCCAGCACGGCCACUACCAACGGACUCUCACCACUUUCAGACAGAGACCAGAGUGACCAGAAGAGCCGACAGACCCCAGAUAAACAAAAGGAUGGACAACACACCACACUGAGAUUGCACACUGAGAGAAAAGAGAAGGCAGAGGGUGAUGGUGUGGAAGCUCACAACAAGAAGUCCUCCAGUCCAGAACAAGGAUCAACACUGCGUGACCUUUUGACAUCCACAGCUGGGAGGCUAUGUCUUGGGUCCUCUGGAGGCGCCUUUGCUCCAGUUUACGACUCAUCUGAACAGGCAGCCCAAAACACUCGCGUACCCAACAUCCUGGAUGACAUCAUCGCUUCUGUAGUAGAAAAAAAGAUUCCUGCUACAAAGACAGCCAGGAUGGGGCUGAAUCAGGAUUUGCUGCCAGAGGAGGAGGCGGGGCAGCUACCAGAGGGGGUGGAGUUUGAUGAAAGCCCACUGGCUGAUCCCCACACCAUUGUUCCUCACGAUUGGCUAGGAAACCAUCGGCUGCUUUGGCUGAAAGAUCACCGUCACCUAGGCAACCAAAGACUGUUCAAAGCUAACUGGACACAAGAGCAGCCAGUACUUGUGUCCGGAUUGCAUAAGAUUUUGAAUGCUAGCCUGUGGAAGCCUGAGCACUUCAGCCGUGAGUUCUCCAAUCUUCACAGUGACCUCUACAACUGCCGUGACGGGAGCAUUACAAACUCCAAGGUCAAGGAUUUCUGGGAUGGUUUUGAGGACGUUUCAAAGAGGCCAAAAUCUGCGAAUGGGGAGUCAGUGGUGUACAGGCUGAAAGACUGGCCAUCAGGGGAGGAGUUUCUGGCCCUAAUGCCUGCCAGAUAUCAUGAUGUGAUGAAGACUUUGCCAGUACCGGAGUACACAGACCCAGAGGCUCAUCUGAACCUGGCCUCACACCUGCCCUCCUUUUUCAUCCGACCUGACCUUGGUCCUCGCCUCUGCUGCGCCCACGGUGUGACAGCAUGCCCAGAGCAAGACUUCGGGACCAGUAACCUGCAUGUUGAAAUUUCAGACACUAUGAGUAUUCUGGUGUAUGUUGGGAUGGCCAAAGGAAAUGGGGCCCCAUCCAAAACAGGUAUAUUGAAGCUCAUGGAGAGAGAAGCUCUAGAUGAGAGUGUAAAGAAAAGACUGAGAGAUCCUAAUGAGACUCCAGGUGCUCUGUGGCACAUCUACAUGAGUAAAGAUAUGCCAAAAAUCCAGGAGUUUCUACAAAAGGUCGCUGCUGAGCAGGCUGAGGCAGAUCCAGACUCAGACUCAGAGUGGGACAGCGAUGCAGACCCCCUCCGUGAGGGCAGCUGGUAUCUGAGCCCCAGGCUGAGACAGAGGCUGCAGGAGGAACAUGGUGUGGAGAGCCACACACUCCUCCAGUUCCAUGGAGAUGCUGUUAUCAUCCCUGCUGGAGCUCUGCACCAGGUGAUGAAUCUGCACAGUUGCAUCCAAGUGAAUGUGGACUUUGUGUCCCCUGAACAUGCACACAACUCCUAUUACCUAACCCAGGAGCUCCGCCCUUUCAAAGACCAAGUAAACUAUGAGGACAAACUCCAGGUGAAGAACAUCUUUUACCACUCUGUGAAAGAUGCUGUGGCCACACUAAGGAAGCAUUUGAAGGAGAAAAACUUAGAGGUGGUGAAAGAGGAGGAGUCCUGACGGUGCUCUUCUUUCUUCUCAGUCCAAACAUUUGGAGAAUAAAGACAAUCUCAAGAUUCUCCAGGCAGGAACCUUGUAGACAUGAUACCAAGAAAAUUGACCUUUCAUGUGCAUCUCUGCAAGGCUCUGUCACUUCCUCUGUGAUGUCACUGUCUUCUCUUUGAUUUGAUUUUCCACUUUCCCAUUGUGUCUUCCUGCUUAGACAGGAAGUGAGGUAAGGGGUGGUGGUACGAAAAACAGAGAGAUGAAAGUAGUACAGUGUGCUCUCGAGCCAGGGGCAAUGGGCCUCAAUGUCAACACUUCCAAGUGCAAAGACAAUGGAAAAGCAUUGGAAAGAACAACACUGGUAAAUAAACUUUUUCCAAAGGCGAUAAAGAUUUGUGACAUUUUCUUUAUCAGUAGUUCUUGCGCUGUUUUUUGGACAGUUGGGAGAGAGCAGCGCUUCCAACCCAAUCAGAGCAGCAUUCCAUCAUGCCAGCAGCUGCCAAACUGACAGGUUUUAUUAUGUUUAAAGGCAACAUUAAAUUAUUUACAGUUUGGCAAGUAUUCACUGUGCAGAGGGAGAAUUUUAGAGAAAUUGCAGUCUAUUCUGUUUGUAUGAAAAAAAAAUCUUGUGAAAUUUUUAACUGAAAUGUACAAUGUAAAUAGCAGAAUAUACAUACAUACACACACACACAUAUAUAUAUAUAUAUAUAUAUAUAUAUAUAUAUAUAUAUAUAUAUUAAUUAUGAUUUUCUAUAACCAUGUGCUUUAUUUGCUGUAUGUGUUGUUUCCUACUGUAUGUACAUUGAAGUUCAAAGAGAUGUUUUACAUUUCCCAUUAAAAAUUGAUUAAUAAUAAAAAAAAACUCUUUUUACUCUUUGCAUGCUCCUUUAACAUAAAAUAAAAAAUAAAAUAUGUUUUAAUUUAAAAGUCCAAUUCACUUCACUGAGUGGAGUGUCCACUUAAUAUUUACAUUUACAUUUAGUCAUUUAGCAAAUGCUUUUUUAUACAAAGCAACUUAUAAAAUGAGGAGCAUAAGCAAUUCUUCAAACAAAAGACAACAACAUCUGCAGUAUCGCACUGCUAAGUUCUAAUUGUAGCUGAAGUAGUACAAGAGUUAGAGCAGAGGAAAGACAGAAAAAAGAAUGUUGAAUGCUUGAAUUUGAUUGGUUGACGGACGUUCUAAGGUGUGCAGUUAUUUUCCAGUAAAUGCAUGGCUAUAAAAUAGUUCCAGGUUUUGACCGCAUAACGGUUCCAUAUCACUUCACCAAAUUAUUUAAGUUAUUUCAAAGAGCCGUACAGGCUACCACAGCAAAAUAACCAAUUAAUACAAAGACAUUGGUUAAGCACAUCGGAUAAGAAUGACAAUGUCUAUAAUAUCCUAAAUUUAUUUCAGUUUUGGUUGAAAAGCACCCUCGUGCUCUCUCUAUCUUUCGCAGUCGUCUCAUGCACACUCACACACUCUGACAUUGACACACAUUCAUAUGCGCACAGGCAUGCAUACACACACACACACACACAGAAGUAAACACCCCUGCGACUUGAUCAAUACAACAUUUUCUAUUUUAUCUGAAAUAUCUGUGGGAAGCAUCCUCGCACUCCCCCUCCCCCUCUCUUUCGCUCAGUCACACAGACACACGUGGACACGCAUACACUAUAUUGCCAAAAGUAUUCGCUCACCCAUCCAAAUAAUUGAAUUCAGGUGUUCCAAUCACUUCCAUGGCCACAGGUGUAUAAAAUGAAGCACCUAGGCAUGCAGACUGCUUCUACAAACAUUUGUGAAAGAAUGGGCCGCUCUCAGGAGCUCAGUGAAUUCCAGCGUGGUACUGUGAUAGGAUGCCACCUGUGCAACAAGUCCAGUCGUGAAAUUUCCUCGCUACUAAAUAUUCCACAGUCAACUGUCAGUGGUAUUAUAACAAAGUGGAAGUGAUUGGGAAUGACAGCAACUCAGCCACAAAGUGGUAGGCCACUUAAAAUGACAGAGCGGGGUCAGCGGAUGCUGAGGCGCAUAGUGCGCAGAGGUCGCCAACUUUCUGCAGAGUCAAUCGCUACAGACCUCCAAAGUUCAUGUGGCCUUCAGAUUAGCUUAAGAACAGUGCGUAGAGAGCUUCAUGGAAUGGGUUUCCAUGGCCGAGCAGCUGCAUCCAAGCCAUACAUCACCAAGUGCAAUGCAAAGCGUCAGAUGGAGUGGUGUAAAGCACGCCGCCACUGGACUCUAGAGCAGUGGAGACGCGUUCUCUGGAGUGACGAAUCACACUUCUCCAUCUGGCAAUCUGAUGGACGAGUCUGGGUUUGGCGGUUGCCAGGAGAACGGUACUUGUCUGACUGCAUUGUGCCAACUGUGAAGUUUGGUGGAGGGGGGAUUAUGGUGUGGGGUUGUUUUUCAGGAGCUGGGCUUGGCCCCUUAGUUCCAGUGAAAGGAACUCUGAAUGCUUCAGCAUACCAAGAGAUUUUGGACAAUUCCAUGCUCCCAACUUUGUGGGAACAGUUUGGGUAUGGCCUCUUCCUGUUCCAACAUGACUGCGCACCAGUGCACAAAGCAAGGUCCAUAAAGACAUGGAUGAGCGAGUUUGGUGUGGAAGAACUUGACUGGCCUGCACAGAGUCCUGACCUCAACCCGACAGAGCACCUUUGGGAUGAAUUAGAGUGAAGACUGCGAGCCAGGCCUUCUCGUCCAACAUCAGUGUCUGACCUCACAAAUGCGCUUCUGGAAGAAUGGUCAAAAAUUCCCAUAAACACACUCCUAAACAUUGUGGAAAGCCUUCCCAGAAGAGUUGAAGCUGUUAUAGCUGCAAAGGGUGGGCCGACGUCAUAUUAAACCCUAUGGAUUAAGAAUGGGAUGUCACUUAAGUUCAUAUGCGUCUAAAGGCAGAUGAGCGAAUACUUUUGGCAAUAUAGUGUACAUAUACGCUUUACACACACACUUACACGUGAGCAAAAAACAGAGCCAUCAUGUCAGCGCACACCUGCAUCUCAGUAGGGUUGAAUAUAGUUGUUAAGGUUUACAAUGGAAAACUAUAAACAAAAAUGGUGACACUCGCUGCUGCUGAGAAGUGCUUAAACUUACAUCUUGGCGAGUUUGAAGCGAUGUUACUUCUCACGAGAGCUGCAACAAAUAAAGGUAAUCCCACACGCAAUCUCUCUCAGUUUCUGAGUUUCUCUCUUUUGAUCACACACAAAUGCACACACGCAUGCACAAACGCACUACCUGUUACUCCAGUUAGUGCUCCAGUAAACAGUGCAGUCCUCCGUUGCUAGUUCUAAAGUGACAUUUUCGAACUAGCAACGAAGGCUUGGGCUGUAUCAAAACAAUGCGCUGAAUCUGUGGCAGAAGAAAGUAGUUCCACUCACAAGAGUGCGCCGUGGCCGCAUUACUACCUCGGGUGUGCAUUAUUUUUCAAUAAUUCAACGGCCCGUCAUCAAUAUUCCUCACAUAUACUGUAAUAUAUGUAUAUAUAAAACGCAAGUGCCUUAUGUUUGUGGACUGAUUCAGUGCUGAUGUGAGAGAUGUGUCUUCAGCUGUUUUUUGAAUGUUGGGAAGGUCUCAACAGAUCAGGUGGGGGUUGGAAGCACAUUCAACCACUGAGGAACAGAGAAUGUGAAUGAUCUGGAGAGCGACUUUGUGCCUCGUUGCAACGGAACCACCAGGCGUCGAGCGAGAGGGGACAUAGCCAAAUACUGUUAAGUAAAGUAGUGUAGUGUAGUGCAACUGCAAGUGUAACGGUGGCCAGCUGAUAGAUAGACAGCUGUGCAAUGUGUAUAAACCUCACUCUCCUGACCUCAAGAGGUGCAAUAGCAACUGAUGCUAGAGGCUAUAGCCUCCUUGUUAGCGCACCCACCUCCCAUGCCAGAGACACCUGUUCGAGUGCCAUACGAAGCAGGUAGAACAGGAGCAUCACAAUGGUGCCGUGACCCGGAUGGGAGUGAGGUUUAGGGGGGUGAGUGUAACAGUGGCCAGCUGAUAGAUAGUUGUGCAAUGUGUAUAAACCUCACUCUCUUGACCUCAAGAGGUGCACUAGCGACUGACACUAGAGGCUGUAGCCUUUAGCCUUCUUGUUAGCGCACCCGCCUCCCAUGCCGAAGAUGCCGGUUCAAGUCCCAUACGGAGCAGGUAGAACAGGAGCGUCACACAAGCAUAUGUCGUAUGCCCACCUAUUUUUCUAAGGAUUUUGCAUAUGCCCACAAAAAAAUAAGUAAUGAUACGUAACCAAGGCCACCAGAACAACGAGCUGGCUUUUGACCCGUAACUUUUCAAACUACUGAGGCAAU